AAUUGCUUUUUUCCAGAUUAUUAAAUAGAGUGAGCUGCAUCAGUGCAGCAUAUGUAAAUGUGACCGGAUGAUCAGCAUGUGUUGCAAAGUUAUGCAAUUUAAGUGAUACGGGGAGCUGGAUAAGACGGUUUUUUCCCCUUAUGGUUGAAGCUUCCUUUCGGCGGUGUUCGCAGCAAUGCAAACAUUUUAUCCAAUUAGCUUGUCUGCUCUCUUUGCUUAAUAAAAGACAUGGAGCUCAUUUUUUUCGCAGUCCAUGGUACCUUUUAAUCAUAAGGCACUGUUGUAAGUCAAUUCAUGGUGAAAUUGUUCCCACAAGACUAAAAGAAGUAAAUAGGGAAAGUUUUAUUAAUUUAGCACGACAAAAUUAGCGCCAUCUUUGUUGGAGAGAAUGUUAAAAGCAGACAGUGAUAUCUUCCCUGGAGUGCCUAAACCGAACUGUUUGCUAUCUCUCUGCGUUCCUAGGUAGGUUAAGAGGAAGUUUGAUGCUUAGCUUCGAUGUAGUAUUUUUUUAAUUUUGUUUUCGCAUUUUAAAGAAAGCGAAUUAACAUUUGCAUAAAUGAUAUAAAUUAGACACUUUCACGCUUUUGGAAAGAGUUAACACUGAAAAUAAGAAGCGAUGAAUUUAAUGGCAUACAAUGCAAACAUUGUACUAUAUUCAUACUUAUCCCUUCCUUUUAAACAGUAGAGAUGGAUUAAGACACAUCAUGCCUCACUCUUGUCUUUCCCCUGAGUUUGUUGAGAUAUACACGGAUUGGCACACCUCAUUUUAACAUUUGCUUUUAACGUGUUGGGAACUGCAUGACAAUAUAGGCACUUCAUGGGAUGAAGUUCAAUCAUGUUCCUUCGAACAAAAACAUUCAGGACUUGACCUUCUUCUUGAUGUGUUGAAUGAUCUUUUUAACAACUUAAUUUAUAAGGUUAGUACUUCACUUGGUAACACGUUAACUUACGUUGUGCAACAAACUUAAGGACAUCUUCGAAAUGGAGAAGCCAUCAGAAGAAUUGCCUUCUCUAGAUGCACAGAGUCCCUUAACUCGAGAAAAGCGACCGCGUAGUGAAGCCGGGUGUUUGGUCGGAGGAACACCUCUGAUUUCCCGAUCUCAUGUGAAGGAGGUUCCGAGAGUAAAGUCUGUGUGCAGUUAUUCAGAGGAGUUAUCUUUUACAAGCUUUGCUCUUGAUCUACCAGUCUAUUCUGCCGAACCUUGCUUUCUAAGCGAUCCCCCUACAUCGAGUAGGAGUGCUCCUGUACACUCGUUAGAUGCUCGUACAGCGUGUGUCCACAAAGCACCUGUCAAAACGCCUGUAAGUGCCAAAUCUCCAGCCACCUCCUCUUCGGGCUAUUUUUCGUCGCCCUCUUCAAGAGUAAGCCCACUAUCAGCGUAUGCUUCUAAAACGAAUGGCACCAACUCCAGGCUGGCGUCCCGGCGCCAGAAAUGGGCUACGCUUCUUGCUUCCACUUUUAUGCAGUUGCAGGAGGGGUACGAGGAGGAGAGAGUAAAGGACAUUUCCACACGUAUUGCCACCGCCAUAUCGGGUGACGGUGAAGAAGCUAAGGACACGUUUUUAACGCUCUUAAUGAACCUCAAAGAUUCAAAGAAUGAGCUGUUGCGUUCUCGGGUAAUAAAGGGGACACUGCCUGUAGAAGUUUUAGUUACGCUAAAUGAGGUGGAUCUUGUCAAUCCGGAGCGGCGAAAAAAGUUGGAUGAAGAGUUUGAGCAGCGCUCACGAGAUACUAAUCUGACCGAGAUUGAAAAAGCGUUAAUGACUACCUCUACUUUGUUUUCAUGUCCAUCGUGCAAGGCGCGUGAUUGUUCAUGGACUCAGAGACAAACGCGCUCCGGGGAUGAGCCGAUGACGGUAUUUUGCACCUGUAAUGUAUGUGGUAGGACGUGGAGGAAGAAUUAA
Molecule: messenger RNA, 1905 nt
Organism: Phytomonas sp. EM1
Lineage: Eukaryota; Euglenozoa; Kinetoplastea; Trypanosomatida; Trypanosomatidae
Source: the annotation of a GenBank genome assembly